AUGCGCGAUCCGUUGCCCCAACCACCCUCUCUGCCACACGACACUGAGCGCAAUCUGCUAGGACUUGUCAGUGACGUACCUCAGGAGAUGGCCACACCCAAGACUCCAGUCGACGAUGCAGAUGCUCCCCGAUGUCCGGUUCACGCCGCACGAGUCGUGGAAUCAGCGGAGCCAUUGAAUCCCCGGGUCAACCGUUACGACCCUGCCAACUGGUCGCUGUUCACCCCAGCGACCCAGCGAGACAAGCACCUCGAGCGUGCUCAAAACCUGCUCAUAGAAUGGCGCAACAAAACCUGGCUUGCACUAUACAAGAGUCAGCCCUUUGGUGCACCAGGAAUCCUCCCUGAUACUGUGAUAAACUCGGGGCUGUGA
This is a messenger RNA of Dichomitus squalens LYAD-421 SS1, 372 nucleotides long. RefSeq lists its product as uncharacterized. The record is from RefSeq and is a predicted model, not a curated record. NCBI's taxonomy places the organism in Eukaryota, Fungi, Basidiomycota, Agaricomycetes, Polyporales, Polyporaceae. The coding region runs from base 1 to 372 and encodes 123 amino acids. The transcript has a single exon.